CGAUCUUCAACCUCAAGUGAUAUCCUUGACUUCGUUAUCAAAAACAAGACACGUUAUGAUGCUUUUUUUAAAACUGAACUUGAUUCCUUACUCAAUUCUCUUGGUAUUGAGACACUCAUAAUCGCUGGUGCAGAGACAAAUUUAUGUUGUGAAGCAACUGCAAGAAGUGAGUACAUUUUAAUGAAUUAUGGAGGAAGGUUAAGGGUGAUUAAUGGUAUUAUUCCACAAUAUAUGAUUCGGUCUGUACGAGAAGUGGUGAAAAGUUUGUUUGAUGAUGCAACUGCCACUGAGAACGAUGAGAUGCAUAAGGCAACUUUGCGCAAUUUAAAAUAUGGAGUGGCCAAAAUCUCUACUGUUACUGAGGUUAUUGAAUGGCUUGACAAACGUUAA
Messenger RNA from Funneliformis mosseae, 390 nucleotides. Lineage: Eukaryota; Fungi; Glomeromycota; Glomeromycetes; Glomerales; Glomeraceae. The record is from the annotation of a GenBank genome assembly.